Molecule: messenger RNA, 4899 nt
Organism: Mycosarcoma maydis (corn smut)
Lineage: Eukaryota; Fungi; Basidiomycota; Ustilaginomycetes; Ustilaginales
Exons: 1
Coding region: 1-4899 (1632 amino acids)
Source: RefSeq, a predicted model, not a curated record
AUGACGGUGUCCUACACACGCUCCCCCAGUUUUUCUGCUCAUAACUCUGCCACCCCUCCAGAGCUUUCGCCCGUCGCUUCUGGCGCUUCCUUGAUCCCAUCCUCUCCUGCCAUUGCCUCCCCUUCGCCGCGCACCGCCUUGCGUGCUUCUGGUGCGGCUGCCUCGGCCACAGCCUUUGCCGACAGCUUGCCCAUCCUUCCCUCCACCUCGGUAUCAGCUUGCGUUCCGAUCGACUCCGUGGCCAACGACCCCACCAGCAUUCUUGUUCCCAACGAUCGCAUGGAAGCUGGCCUCAGCCUCCGAAGAAGUCCUCUCCUUCCCACAUCAGAGUUUGCUACCGAGCCUCGCUCCUCUUGCUGCAGUUCCGACCGCAACACGUCCAGCCACCAUCUCGAAUCCGUCAACGAUCGCUACGAGCCCGCCUUCACGGGUGACAUUGAUCUACACGACCGCUUUGUCUAUCGACGCCCUUUCGUCGACCGCGCCCUUCCUCACCUCAAACGCCGCAACCAGCUCAUCCUUGAGCAAAAGUACCACCAGCAUCGUUCUACGCUCUCUUCCUUCGCAUCAGCGCAAGAGCCGGAAACGUUUCAAAUUACCACCGCUUUGUCUCCUCGUCUCCAAAGAUCAAGGCGUCCUGGAACCGCGCCUCAACGCAUCUCGGUCUCACCACAUACCUCGGACUACGCUGUAAAUCCGCUGUCUUUUGCCACACGCAGCUCCACCCUUGCCUCCUCAGGCGGAUUGCGCGAGCUCACCACUGGCGCAGCUGCUCAGCCCGCUUCCAGGCGUGCCUCUUGGAUCCGCGACACGCGUCACUUUGAAGCACUCAGCGACUCUCACCAUCCUCAAAGUGCUGGUUUGCUCGAAGCCGCGCCCAUCAUCCCUACAGCAGCUAUCAAAGCUUCGCGCCGCCACAGCAGCUUCCUCGCCGGUGAAUAUCGUUCCAUUUCCUCCAUCCCCAUCCUUGCUAGCAAAAGCUUUGACAUCCCUCUGCAGCAAAACACCACCUCAACCGAACAAUUUUCCGAUCUUUCCUCCUCUUCCAUCCUCGCUGCGUCCUCCGCAUUUAUCGGUACCGCAUCAUCCAAGCGCACCUCGAUGCUUUCCAACCACUCUUCCACCACGUCCUCCUCCAAGGACGCAAGGACUUCGCUCGACAAUGUCGAAUUUGAAGACGACGAUGUAAAGCACCAAGCGCACAGCUCGGCUUCGUCAGGUUGCGGACAUGAUGAUACCCCUGUCUCCAAACUUGCAAUCACCCAACCUCGCAACACUACCGACGUCUUCACUACGCCGCGUUCCAGCUCCGAGCUCGACAAAUCUGACGCACCCCCUUUGAAUACUUGCGCAGAGCUCCAAGAUACAACGACGUCGCACCAGGCAGACGAGCCAUCGCGCGCUUCAGUCGAUGUAGAUGCCCGUACUGAUCAUAUCGAGAAGGGUACAAGUGCAUCCUGCACUGACUCGGGCAUCGUACCCGCCCCUGCUAUCACUCCUGCCAUCCUCAACCAAGUCGAGACGGCUGUGGUACCGCCUUCGCCUAUCUCUGAAAGCGACGCAUCCUCUUCAACCAGCAAUCCCACCAAUGGCUUCCACUCGCUCCCCAAUUCAGAAGAUUCUCACACGCUCGCCAUUCCCGCCAACGCCAGAACCAACGUCAACGGACAUCGUACCUCGACAAGCAGCCGACGUGAUAGCUCCACCUCGAUUGGCUCGGCAGCCAGCUCCACUUCGACUUACCGCAUCCGCAGGAAGGCCGUACCCUCAGACGUGGAUGAUUCCGAGCGUCGUCAGAGUAAUGCAGACGCAAUCAAUGCCAGUGCAGGUCAAGUGUCUCCACGUUCCAUCUCGGCUGCUCAGAGCAUGACGUCCUUGCCUCCUUCCAGAGACGAGAUCCAGACGACCCAGGCUGCUCACGAUUUGGACGCUUCCGCCUUGAUGCACGCGUCGCAAGAUCCAACUCAGGCUCGCAUGCUCAAAACGCCUGAGACUAGACACAGUGCUACGCAGAGCAAUGCACAGCUACCACCCAGCUCAGACGAUAGUGCUGAUGUUUUCGAGUCGCGCGAUUCCUUGCAGAUAGACAAGAACGCUUCUUCUCGCGAUUUGUCGACUGCUAACAUGCUGGGCGUGAAUUCUUCCCUCAGUACCGCCACCCAGGGAUCAGGGUCUAGCGCGAGCCGUGCACCCUCGCGAGCUACCAUCAAACGACCCAUCACAGCUCCCGUCGGAUCUGGCGGUCAAUUUCGAGUGGCCAGCGAUGCUCCAAAGUCGGUACUCGAGGUCGAAGGAAUGCAGUUUAUCUUGGGAACCAAUGAGCCUACCAAGGCCAAGCGCGCAGCAGACACCUCGCCAUCGAUACCCAACGCGGUACGCUUCAUGCAGCAUCGGCGCAAUGGUAGCAACGGCCCUGUCUCGACCAGCUCUGCUCAACGCGAGUCGUACCUCAGCGACAACCCAGCGUCGAUCAGCCUCGCCAACUCGAAUCGCUCCGACACCGCCAGCCAAACAUCGACGAGCGUUGGCGCAAAUGACGCCGGAGCAACCGCAGCAGGCUCCUCGUCAGGCGGUUGGGGCCUCGAGCAAGAGCUCAGCAUUGUCGACCGAGUCAGGAACGCAAAGCGCGAGGCGGACAAGAAGUCGUCCAAACCACGACCCGUGUCGAUGGACAAGAGCAGCAAGCUGCUUGAUCCGGCCGCCAAGGCGAACGUUAAGAACCCUCUGCUCUUGAACAUUAUAGAUGAGGACGAAUCGGAAGAGCUCAAGGCGGCUGCUCGCGAGGCUGGUUUACCCGAAGGCUCUUAUGCGAUUCACCCUCCGUCCAUGCUGCAGCUCUUUGAAGCGUCCCAAUGCCUUGUCUAUGAUCAGAACGGUGGAGAAGUGCUGUUUGGCGAUCUCAUCAAGAAGCGCCGAACUGUCGUCUGCUUCCUGCGACAUUGGUGGUGCGGCUUCUGUCAGCAGUUUGCCAUGUCGGUGCGCAACGUUGAUCCGCUGCCGCUCCAGCGCGCCGGCUUGGACUUGAUUUUUAUCGGACAGGGUGACUGGCACGUCAUCAAGUCGUAUCGCGAGGUGAUGCAGGUACAGUAUCCCAUGUUUGCCGAUCCCAAACGCAAUUUGUACCGGGCGCUUGGUAUGACGCUACGCACCAACGAUGCCAACCCAGUCUGCGCUCGUCCGGACUAUGCAAGCAUGAGUAUGACCAAGGGCAUUCUGGUCGCCAUCAAGAAGGGUCUCUUUGACAUGCCCAUCCGCAACCCAGGCGACAUGAAGCUACUCGGCGGCGACUUUAUCCUUGGACCAGGUCUGCAGUGUUCCUUUACGCAUCGCAUGACUACCGCAGAUGGACACAUGGACAUUCCGAGAAUUUUGGCGCAAGCAGGCUGUGAUAUGUCGCUCAAGACACCCAAGCCCAUGUUUGCGCUGACGGCUCGAUCAGCCAUGUUGGCAGGAGGCAACCAGAAUCGGCGCCUGACGCGCUCGAUUGGCCGAUCGCGCAGCAAGAAUGGAGCCAAGAGUGAUGUCGCCACAAUGGAUACCAGCUUUGACGGCAGCACAACUGGUUCGGCGACAGCACACUCGAAAACAAGUGGCAACGCCACCUCGCGAUUCGCCCGACCUAGCUUGUGGGGCCGCUUUCCUGGUCGCUUUAACAAGUCGCAGGCGUCGCUACCCAACUCGGAAUCCAAGGCGGACCUUCACAAUGACUUUUCGCCGGUCCGUAGUCUUGCUGCAGGCCCUCGUUCUGCUUCAGCCAUGCGAAAGAUCUCGUACGAUGGACGCGUACGGGAAUCGUUCGAUACGCAGCAGACCGACAUUGAAUUUGAAUCGCGUGCGACCUCUUUCGACACUCGUGGAGGUCGUGCUAGCGACGUGUCGUCCCGAGGUGGACUAAGCUCUGUGUACAAGGCGCAAUCGACAUCGGAGCUGCGCAGGAAUUUUGAGAUGGGAGGAUUGGGCAGCUUGCGGUCCAAGGGCCGUCAGGAGCCUUUAGCGGCCAAAUUGUCACUUGAAAGUCACCUUGCUGUACCCGGUGGCGGUAAGGAACGACUUGGCCACAACCGAUCCAACACGUCGUUAAGGGGAGCUUACGCCAACGGUGCCGCCACGCCGACACAGUCGACUGUCAAGAUGGCCGAGCGUGCAAGCAGGACAGGCGAUAAGGCUGAGCAGAACAAGUUCAAGUCGUUGGCCAUCUUCCGCAACAAUGUGAUUGCACGAUCCGAGGAUGCUACGGCUGCUUCUGCUCCUGUCGCUGUCCCGGCAGCAACAACAGGUCUCGGAAUCGAUGCUACCGGUGACGAGGAUCGCCAAGCUGAUAUUCAAGCAUCCAUAGAGGAUAACGCGCCACCGCCGCCGGUGGAAAAAGAUGGGCUGACUCACACGAAUCUGUCAGGCCCCGGAAGUUUCCUCAUGGAGCUGGAUGUGUUUGAUGCGCUCUCGCGUCCAUAUGUGCAGAAGGAGCAUGACAAGUCAAAGGACGAGAAUGGCAAGCUCAACGUAAGCAUCUUUGAAGGCGGCCUAUCGCCAAGUCAAGAUAGCGACACUGGCUUUGUCCAGGAGGCGGCGGAUGCAGAGAGCGACACAGAGCCUUCGCUGUCGUCCAACCAGUCGCCGACUCGCUCGCAGCGAACUGCGUCCGGCAGCAGCAGCAGCAUCAGCACCAACAGCCCCGCUAACGGCGGUCAGGCACCAAACACCAGCUCAAGCUUGUACAGCUUCACCACGUUCCGUGCCAAGCCACUGGAACAUCUUGUUGAAGAGGCGGAUGAGGAUGGCGAUAGUUUGCGAGAUGAACUGGAAAACGAAGGAGCUGAGGAGGAGGAAGAAGAAGAAGAAGAGGAAGAGGAGAACGAUGAGCCGAUCGAGUUUGAGGAUGGCCGUUCUGAAGGAUUUUAA